AUGGUUGAUUUCCCACAGUGGCAAAGUUCUCCCCUCCCUCCCUUUAACAUGACGCCGUCCUCCCCUUUAAAGCCCAACUUUGCAGCUCCGCUACAACAGCACAAUAUCUUUUUUUUCUCCCGGUUUAUAAGAUUGCACCCAGCCGAGGCGGAUAGUAUUGUGUGCACCACCGUCCACCACUCACAUCUAUUUAUGCAGACCAAUUCCAUCCGAGGAAUCGCCAUGAGCCACGGCGUCGUCUCGGCUCUGCUGUGUUUGCUGUGCGGCUUCUGCACGCCCUCCGUGGGCUACUUCGCCGAGGAGCGCUGGAGCCCCGAAUCACCACUUUUGGCUCCCCGGGUCGUGCUCGCCCUCAUCUGCCGCAACUCGGAGCACUCCUUGCCCUACGUGCUGGGCUCCGUGGAGCGCCUCGACUACCCCAAAGAACGCAUUGCCGUGUGGGUGGCGACCGAUCAUAACGAGGACAACACCACGGCCAUCUUGCGUGACUGGCUAGUUAAGGUGCAGAAUCUUUACCAUUAUGUGGAGUGGAGGCCAAAAGAGGAGCCCAGUCACUACGAGGACGAAGAGAGUCCCAAACAGUGGCCGGAUGCCCGUUACGACCACGUCAUGAAGCUGCGGCAAGUUGCACUGGAGUCGGCCCGUGAGAUGUGGGCUGACUACUUCAUGCUGAUGGACUGUGACAACCUACUCACCAACCCAAACGUCCUCUGGGAUCUCAUAAGCGAGAAUAAGACAGUCAUCGCCCCAAUGCUGGAUUCCCGGGCGGCUUAUUCCAACUUCUGGUGUGGGAUGACCAGCCAGGGCUACUACAAGCGCACGCCGGCCUACAUCCCUAUGAGGAAGCGUGUGCGAAAGGGCUGUUUUGCGGUGCCAAUGGUGCACUCCACCUUCCUGAUAGACCUGCGGAAGGAGGCGUCCAGGCAGCUGGCCUUUCAUCCGCCGCACCCUGAGUACAACUGGGCCUUCGAUGACAUCAUUGUCUUCGCCUACUCAGCUCGGAUGGCAGACGUGCAGAUGUUCGUGUGCAACCGAGAGAUAUACGGCUACAUCCCUGUGCCGCUGCGCGCCCACAAUACCUUGCAAGAUGAAGCAGAGAGCUUUAUGCAUUGCCUGCUGGAAGUGAACAUACGACUUCCCCCGGUAUUGCCGUCCAAGUAUAUUCCCGCUCCCUCUAAACACCCGGAUAAAUUGGGCUUCGAUGAGGUCUUCAUGAUCAACCUCCGGAGGCGCACUGACCGCAGGGAGCGCAUGCUGAGAGCUCUUCACGAGCAGGAGAUUGACUGCAAGGUCACUGAGGCUGUCGACGGAAAGGCUUUGAAUAUCAGUGACGUUCAGGCGAUGGGCAUCCACAUGCUUCCCGGGUACAGCGACCCCUAUCACGGCCGCCCGCUGACCAAAGGAGAGCUGGGAUGCUUCCUUUCGCACUACAACAUCUGGAAAGAGAUCGUCGAGCGCGGCCUGCUCACCUCUCUGGUGAUCGAAGACGACCUGCGCUUCGAGGUCUUUUUCAAGCGCCGUCUCAUGUAUCUGAUGAAUGAAAUUGAGGAUGAGGGACUCGACUGGGAUCUCAUCUACAUCGGCCGCAAGCGAAUGCAAGUGGACCACUCGGAGAAAGCGGUGCCCAACAUCCAUAACCUGGUGGAAGCCGACUAUUCCUAUUGGACUCUGGGUUACUUGAUAUCCCUGCAGGGAGCCGAGAAGCUGUUAAGAGCUGAGCCUUUAAAGCGGGUGCUGCCGGUGGACGAGUUUCUCCCCAUCAUGUACAAUAAACAUCCAGUGACCGACUACAUGGAGCAGUUCGAAACGCGUGACCUGAAAGCCUUCUCGGCGGAGCCCCUCCUGGUGUACCCCACCCAUUACACAGGCGACUCGGGAUACAUCAGCGACACGGAAACGUCCACCGUGUGGGACAACGACAAGAUCCGCACGGACUGGGACCGAGGACGCUCGGGUAAAACUCACGAGCAGGGGCAGCUCAGCACCGAAGCUCAGAACUCGGACGUGUUGCAGUCGCCGUUGGACAGCACGGCACGGGAUGAGCUGUAAGACAAACUCGCUCC
Hippocampus zosterae (dwarf seahorse) is the source of this 2063-nucleotide messenger RNA. It is a transcript of the gene colgalt1a, whose product is annotated as collagen beta(1-O)galactosyltransferase 1a. Lineage: Eukaryota; Metazoa; Chordata; Actinopteri; Syngnathiformes; Syngnathidae. Gene Ontology annotation, molecular function: procollagen galactosyltransferase activity. The record is from RefSeq and is a predicted model, not a curated record. Bases 1 to 2049 code for a protein of 682 amino acids. The transcript is spliced from 12 exons.